AAUCAUUCUUAUAUUAUCUUAGCAAAGUUGAAGAUUUAUAUCCGGUUCAAACAUGGCUGAUCUCAAACAAGCAAAAUGUGAUAAACAAAUUAGUCCUGAGACUAUUGAAAAUGAAGAGGAUCUCAUUUCGAGGCAUAGACGAGAACGAAAGGAAUUGCAAGCUGAAAUCCAAAAAAUAAAAAACUCUGCACCCAAGGGAGACAAGAAGAAGAGAAAAGAAUGUAGUGAAAAAGUUGCCAUUUUGGAAGCUGAGCUGGAUGCUAAGCAUGAAGAAGAACUUUCCAGAUUUAAAUCAAAUCAUUCUGAAGAAUUGAUGACAGAGAAUAUUGUCAAUGGAAAAGAAUCAUCCGAAGAUAUUGUACAAGGAGAAGAUAAUUCUGUCGUAGAACCAAAUCGUGAAAAAAAAUCUAAGGCUCAGAAAAGAAGGGAAAAAAAACAGGCCAAAGGUAAAGAACGUGAAGAAAGAAUUAAAGAGCAGGAUGAAGUCAAUAAACUUGGUCCACGUCAACAAGAAAUGGUUAAAAUUAAAGCUAUACUCAAAGAAAGAGGGCUUGCUCUCUAUGAGAUAGCAGCAGAUGGAAACUGUUUAUACAAUGCCAUCAACCAUCAGCUGAGUAGCAGAAACAUCCAGUCAACAAAUGAGGAAUUGAGGAAAAAAACUGCAGACUAUAUGAGAAGUCACCGAGAUGAUUUUCUUCCAUUUUUAACCAAUCCAGAUACUGGGGAUAUGCUUACUGAAGAGGAAUUUGAAAGUUAUUGUCAUAAGACUGCUCAUUCUCCAAUGUGGGGAGGUCAAGUGGAGUUACGGGCUCUGUCUGAAGUUUUACAGACUCCAGUAGAAGUUCUGCAAGCAGAUAUACAACCAAUAGUGAUUGGAGAGAACCUAGCAGGAAAACCAUUAACUGUUGUCUACCAUCGCCAUGUGUAUCGACUGGGAGAACAUUACAAUUCAGUCAUUACAGCUGCACUCCAACAGGAAGAGGAGGAAGGGGACAUAAUUUCAUAGUGUGGUUAACGCAAUGCAGGAGGAAAGGGGCAUAAUUUAGUUAACCAGCUGACUUUUAAAUGGAAUUAGCAGCUUUUUAAUUUUCAAUAAGUGUGCCAGUUCGUCUUGCUACUGGAAGUGAAGCAAGAUUUGAACUGAGCUCACACAGUAUGGAACUUCAUGCACUUCUUGACAUAUUAUAACUUUACAUUUCAGUGCUUGUAACAUUUUUCAAAUGUCAGCUCUGCUGCUAUAUCUCAAAUUCAAAAGAAAAAAAGUACAUUACAGUAUUCCUUAACUUUUUUUUAGCAAAUCAAUUUUUUUUUCACUCAAAAUAUUGGCAUUAUGGAGGAAGAAAUGAUUGUACACACGUUACAAUAAAAUAACUUGCAAUUUGAUACAACUGUUGCAAUUACACAAAGUGCCAAUUUUCAUUAUUUCUAUACAGUCGUUCACCCCUGCAGCAGUAAAUCUUGGUUUUUGAGUCCUUGAACCCAAUUUUCAUUAUGCAGAAAUCCUGUCUUCGUGAAAUUUUUUAUACUUAAGAACUUUUUUACUAAUUUAUAUUAGUAAUUUAUUUUAUAAAGUCCAAAAUUAUUACAGUUUGUAAAACAUGAAUCAAAAGUGAUCUGAUAAUGAUAAAAUAAACUUUAGUCUUAGAAUUUAUACUACCAUGUUGAACUUUUUCACCCCUUGUUUUUAUAUUUUCAUUUUGCAAAAUCACCAUUACGGUACUACAAAUAAACGUAAAAUAAUUCUGAUCAUUAUCUGAGUCGUAGAUUGCUGUAAUUAAAGUUACUCAGUAUUGGUGCAAAAGAAUAAGAGGGUCAACAGUGAUGUAGGUAGAACUAUACUACUGUGAUAAUUAGUAUGGUUUGAUAAUUGAUAGAAGAACCAGAGACUUUAGUUUUAGUAAAGUUUGAUGUCCAAUGAAGUUGUAAAUGUAUGGUUUUUAAUAAAUGCGUUUUGUAAAUAUGA
Molecule: messenger RNA, 1963 nt
Organism: Biomphalaria glabrata
Lineage: Eukaryota; Metazoa; Mollusca; Gastropoda; Planorbidae
Product: deubiquitinase OTUD6B-like
Exons: 10
Coding region: 53-1006 (317 amino acids)
Biological process (GO): protein deubiquitination
Molecular function (GO): cysteine-type deubiquitinase activity
Source: RefSeq, a predicted model, not a curated record